CUCUGUUUUCUUUUCUCAAAAGAUGGAGAUUUGAUGUUCCAACAAGUGCCCAUGGUGGAGGUGGAUGGGAUGAAGCUGGUGCAGACCAGAGCCAUUCUCAACUACUUUUCCAGCAAAUACAACCUCUAUGGGAAGGACAUGAAGGAGAGAGCCCUGAUUGACAUGUAUUCAGAAGGUUUAGCAGAUUUGAAUGAGAUUUAUAUUCUCUACCCAUUAGACCCACCUGGGGUCAAAGAAGCAAAUAUUGCCCUGAUGAAAGAGAAAGCAACAAACCGUUACUUUCCUGCCUUUGAAAAGGUGUUAAAGAGCCAUGGACAGGACUACCUCGUUGGCAACAAGCUGAGCAAGGCUGAUAUUCACCUGGUUGAAAUGAUCUACAACAUGGAAGAGCUGGAUCCCAACAUUAUUGCCAACUUCCCCCUGCUUCAGGCUCUGAAAACCCGAAUCAGUGCCAUGCCCACCAUAAAGAAGUUUCUGCAGCCUGGCAGCAAGAGGCAGCCUCCUGUUGACGAGAAAAUCGUACUAAAAAUAAGGAAGAUUUUCAAGUUGUAAUAAAGAGAAAUGGACCCUGCGCUACACCUCUAUGCCGAUCCUGAAGACUCUGAGACAAUGAGCUCUCUCAAGUAUGCGUAUUAGUGAAACAGUGGGCUCCAGGACACAGUUUAAUGAAAUCUCUCUUUUUAGAAUAUACUGUGGCAUUGUUUUUAUAAUUUUCUGACUCAACUCCUUCCUGUAAUAAAAUUAAUACAAAAAUGAAAA
Alexandromys fortis (reed vole) is the source of this 759-nucleotide messenger RNA. Its product is annotated as glutathione S-transferase A6-like. Lineage: Eukaryota; Metazoa; Chordata; Mammalia; Rodentia; Cricetidae. Gene Ontology annotation, molecular function: glutathione transferase activity. Gene Ontology annotation, cellular component: extracellular exosome; cytosol. Gene Ontology annotation, biological process: glutathione metabolic process. The record is from RefSeq and is a predicted model, not a curated record. The transcript is spliced from 4 exons. Bases 34 to 552 code for a protein of 172 amino acids.